Messenger RNA from Nilaparvata lugens (brown planthopper), 477 nucleotides. RefSeq lists its product as uncharacterized. Lineage: Eukaryota; Metazoa; Arthropoda; Insecta; Hemiptera; Delphacidae. The record is from RefSeq and is a predicted model, not a curated record. Gene Ontology annotation, biological process: actin filament polymerization. Gene Ontology annotation, molecular function: protein binding. Gene Ontology annotation, cellular component: cytoplasm; actin cytoskeleton.
AUGGCAAACGUGGGACUAAACGCAGUGCAGACAGUAGUGACAAUUUAUACUGCACUGACUGUGAAGAACCUCAAUGCAACUUCACCAAAGCAGUCCAAAAACACGACCGCUAAGGCGCACAACACAACGACAACAAAAGCGGACAAGAAAUCGGCCAAGUCCGUCACAACCGUCACCACCCGACAACGAGCAAUUGGAUUGUGGCAAACGGUGAACUUCACCUAUUACGACAGUCUGGUGGGCAUCGACAGGAUGUCGCAUCCUAGUCCCGAGCCGACGGUGGCGCUGAUUUUCAAAAAAAGGGGAGCUGAGUUUGACGUGGAAGCGCUCGAGAGAAGGUUGAUGAAGGCGAAACGAGAGAAACCGAAAUCUGUUCAACUUUACAAUCAGAUCGGCAACUUUUGGAUCAAGGGUGACACGUAUCGGUCGAUCGAAUGUUUCAGACGAGCUUUGGCUGUAUCGCCGCAUAAUGCUGAG